AUGGAAUUAAGUCGCAAACGCGAAAAAGUAGCCGAUUUAGCCGUGCUUUUAUGGCACUCAUUUGGUUCGGUUGCCGUCUUGCUACACGAAGUCAUUAGUGUUUAUCCUUACAUAACACCACCAACAUUAACAGCACAGCAAUCAAAUCGUGUAUGUAAUGCAUUAGCUCUAUUACAAUGUAUUGCCUCGCAUCCUGAUACACGGUCAUUAUUCAUACAAGCGAAUAUACCAUUAUUUUUGUAUCCAUUUCUAAAUACAAAGUCAUCUACAAGACCAUUUGAAUAUUUGCGUUUAACAUCAUUGGGUGUCAUUGGUGCAUUGGUUAAAACAGAUGAAACAGAUGUUAUUAAUUUUUUAUUAACAACAGAAAUAAUACCAUUAUCAUUACGAAUUAUGCAAUCGGGUAGUGAACUAUCGAAAACAGUUGCUACAUUUAUAUUACAAAAAAUUUUAGCAGAUGAUUGUGGUCUCAGUUACAUCUGUCAAACGUUUGAUCGAUUUUCACACGUGGCAAUGGUUUUGGGGCGAAUGGUUUUACAACAGCAACGUGAACCGAGCGGACGAUUGUUAAAACAUAUAAUUCGUUGUUAUUUACGUUUAUCGGACAAUCCUCGUGCUCGAGAAGCUCUACGUUCAUGCUUACCUGAUUGUUUGAAAGAUCACACGUUUGAUAUUGCUUUGAAAGAUGAUCAAUCAACCAAGAAAUGGUUGACACAAUUAUUGAUGAAUUUAGAAACAUCAUCGUCGACGAAUGCUAUUAAUAGCGUCGCUGUUGGUCAACAACAGCAAGCAUCAACAUUCCAACAACAAUCAUAA
Molecule: messenger RNA, 816 nt
Organism: Didymodactylos carnosus
Lineage: Eukaryota; Metazoa; Rotifera; Eurotatoria; Philodinida; Philodinidae
Source: the annotation of a GenBank genome assembly